CAGAAUUUUAUUUAGCUAUUAAGCUGAACAUAAAGUGUGUGUUUACUUCCACUGAAACCAUUCAAUAGUGACAUUUCAAACUCUGCCAAAAUGGUGAAAGGUGGAAAACGCUACCAUGGUAUGGAGAAGGAUGGCCUGUGGUUUGCCCAUCCACACAGUUCAAAGUUAACGUCUCGUGAAGUCUGUACAACUACUGGAGCUAUGCUGAGUGAGGCUAAGACAUUGUUGCCUCAGGAAUGGCAUGUGAAGCGGUAUCCUAAAUGGAAAAUUGACCAGCGAUCCAGGGAGGAUUAUCCAUUAUCACGUCAUGACAAUAAGAACACCUUAAAAAGUAGCAUCUCAAUCUUCUCUAAUGGUGUGGGACGAAGAAAAUAUCCUGAUGAUUAUAUUCAGACCACAACUCACAUCAGUCUGGCCCACGAAUCAGCUAAAGAGCCUGCAUCCAGCUUCUUUACAAGUCAACCAGACUUUACUUCAGUGGAGGUCAUUAGUGUACCGACCAAGAGCAGGAGGUUCCCUCGAAACCACAAACUGAGGUCAGAAGGGGCCUUUGACGAGACAAGGGAGCAGUUACUGUGGUUUGGACAAGACAAAUUCCAUGUCCCAGUUAGUCUGGAUGUGCUGGCAACUGCCAACCGGUCGGCUCCUUCAGGGUCCUCACACAUUUAGGUCACGGACAGAUGUACAGUAAGAACAUUUGGGUGGCUGGAAUAAAAGAUUCAUUGAGUUUUAAUUUGAGGACACACAGACCUUGGCAAUAAGUGUUGGUUCAAUAACAAAACUUCAGAUUGUAAUAAAGAAAAAGAAUAUG
Molecule: messenger RNA, 811 nt
Organism: Gambusia affinis (western mosquitofish)
Lineage: Eukaryota; Metazoa; Chordata; Actinopteri; Cyprinodontiformes; Poeciliidae
Gene: tex36
Product: testis expressed 36
Exons: 4
Coding region: 91-669 (192 amino acids)
Source: RefSeq, a predicted model, not a curated record